Messenger RNA from Onychostoma macrolepis, 4440 nucleotides. RefSeq names its product alpha-1,3-mannosyl-glycoprotein 2-beta-N-acetylglucosaminyltransferase b (gene mgat1b). The coding region runs from base 1529 to 3103 and encodes 524 amino acids. Gene Ontology annotation, molecular function: alpha-1,3-mannosylglycoprotein 2-beta-N-acetylglucosaminyltransferase activity. Lineage: Eukaryota; Metazoa; Chordata; Actinopteri; Cypriniformes; Cyprinidae. Gene Ontology annotation, cellular component: Golgi apparatus. The record is from RefSeq and is a predicted model, not a curated record. Gene Ontology annotation, biological process: protein N-linked glycosylation. The transcript is spliced from 3 exons.
UUGCGGUGUGUGGAAGUGUUAGCCACUAUUACAUUAAUAGCAGUUGUGAGUGUGAAUGUGAAAGUGUUUGUAUUGCUAACCAGAAUGCAAAUGUGAAUGCAUCCUUCUCAGUGUGACCCUGGCAGGAGUUGUUUCAGGCAGGUUUAACGUUAGUGCAGUGGAUGAUCUCUUUCUGUGGAUUAAAAGGGAAGUCGGUCCAGGUGAACGGAACGCGUCAUGUUCGGUCAGUUCCGUGUUCUGGACCUUCUGCUGGUGUUGUGAUGGCAGACUAAAGCUGUGGGACUGGUCAAGCAUGUACUAGUUAAACCUUGAUGCCACGUCAUCUUACACUAUAACUAAAACCACUACUUUACCUCAGACAAGCGCACGAGGACCAGUCGUGUAAGUCUUUGCGUUUCUUAAGGAUUCUGUAAAAAAAAAAAGUUGUAUAAUUAUUUAAACUAAUAAAAUGUAGCGUGCGAAUGUAAUGUAAAAUUAAAAAAAAUGUUAUAGUAAUGAGUAUUUUAAUUUAGGGAAUUUCCCAGCACACACACAUUUGUAUGAAACGCAUAUUCAAGGACCAGAACCAGUGUUUUUAUUGCUUUAUAAAAUGUAGAACUAUUAAAAAUAAAUUUUAGUUAAUUGAAAUAAUGCCAGAAUAAAGUCAAAUAGAAAACUUGUACCAAAAAAAAAAAAACGUAGCCUAAAAGAAAAUUAGAAAUGUUGACUUGCUAACUAAAUGAAAGAUUAUUAAGGAAAAUUAAAUAAAACUAAACCCCUUUAAACAUCUUAAAUAAAACAAAAUAAAAUAAGCUAGUUAGAAGGUAAUAAAACUGUGCAUAACUAGUAAAUAGAAUUACUAAAACCUAAAAUGAAAACUGAAAAUAUAAAAAUGGGGGGGUGAUGUAGAAACAAUUUUGCUACUAGUAAAGUUGAUAAAUAAUUACACAUUGAAUUGAGCAUGAAAUAAUGAAGUACUGAAACACUGAAAUAGUAUUUUCUUGUAAAACGCACUCCAAUAAUCCUUGUUUUAUUUACAAUGUCGAACAAUCAUUUUUACACUGUAUAUCAAUUUAAGAAGUUUCUGAAAUCUGUAAUUUUCGGUUGGUUCCCAUUGUUUUAUUUCGGUAACCAUAACUGUAGAAAAGCUAUAACAAUAAUUAUGGUUCCCAUAGUGCAUUUUAGUAGGAAAAUGUCAUUGUAAUUCUUCAUUUCAGCCUAACAUUUCUAAUUGAGGAACUGUUGAGAACUGUAAAACAACUGAACUUCCAUCUUUAUAAGGAAGUGACUGAACCUUUCAGGGUGUCACACGUGUAAAUGCAAGCAAAGCAGGGUGUUAAAAGUACUUUGGAGCGUUAACUGGCAGUGCUGGCUCUUUGCAUGGGUACAAUACUUCCCUCCCUUUUCCUUUCUCCUCCCCUCCCCUUUGGCUCAUCUGUUUCUUGCUGAUCAGCUCCUUGUGAAAAGUUGGGGAAGAGACGUGGAAACAUAGUCUUCUCUGUGUCCAGCAUUUUCCUCACUGCGGUCCCUUGUGUGGUGUCACUGGACCAUGGUUCGCAAGAAAGGAUCUCUUAUUUUGUGUGGAGCGUUUCUAUUUGUCGCCUGGAACGCCUUGCUUCUCCUCUUCUUAUGGGGGAGGCCUCCCAUUGGCCGACUUGGUGAGGGAGGCGGAGCUGAACCAGGGGCUGGAGAGGAGUGGGGAGGCGGAAAAGUAAAAGUGGGUGGAGCUAGCGGAUUGGCUGGCGAAGUGAUCAGAUUGGCCGAAGAAGUAGAAUCAGAACUGGAGACUCAGAAGAAACUUCUCAAACAGAUACAGACUCACAGGGAACUAUGGGAACAGCGGAAAGAACUGGGAAAGAGGGAAUCCGAGGACACAAAAGAUGAAAAGAACGUUGAGGAGCCUAAAAAACCUCAGCAGAUUCCUGCAGUACCUAUAAGUCAUAAAAUUGUAGAUGAUACAAAAACUGUUACAGAAAAACAUGAAGUUCUAAUGGUCACGCCACCUCGGCUGGUCAUGAAGGAGCAGGAACAGGAACAAGAGGACAAGAAAAUGGCCGAAAAUGAAGAAGGCCGUACUAAGCCAAGCCCUCAAAUCAUUAUCCCAAUUCUCGUCAUUGCCUGUGACAGAGUAACAGUGAAGAGAAGUUUGGAUAAACUCAUACAGUACCGUCCUUCUGCUGAGCUUCACCCAAUCAUUGUCAGCCAGGACUGUGGUCAUGCAGAUACGGCAAGGGUGAUUGGCUCCUAUGGCAGUCAGAUAACCCACAUUAGCCAACCGGAUCUCGCGGACAUUCCAGUGCGACCCGAUCACAGGAAGUUCCAGGGUUACUACAAGAUCGCCAGGCACUACCGUUGGGCCCUAAACCAAGUGUUCAACGUCUUUGCUUACUCCACAGUGGUCAUUGUGGAGGAUGACCUGGAGGUGGCCCCUGACUUUUUUGAGUAUUUCCGUGCGCUCUACCCCAUCUUGCGAUCGGAUCCAACUCUGUGGUGCAUUUCCGCCUGGAACGAUAAUGGACGGGAUGGGUUGGUCGACCCGGGCAAGGCUGACCUCCUUUACCGGACAGAUUUCUUUCCCGGCCUUGGAUGGAUGCUUUUGAAGGAAGUCUGGGCAGAGCUGGAGCCCAAGUGGCCCAAGGCAUUCUGGGACGACUGGAUGCGGCAACCAGAGCAGCGGAAGGACCGCUCGUGCAUUCGUCCUGAGGUCUCGAGGACUAUAACGUUCGGCCGGAAAGGUGUCAGUUUGGGUCAAUUUUUUGACCAGUAUCUGCGCUACAUAAAACUCAAUACUGAAUUCGUGCCUUUCACUAAACUGGACUUGUCCUACUUGGUCAGGGAGAAGUAUGAUGAAACCUUUGAAAAUGAAGUGUAUAGCGCCCCCUUGGUGAAGGUGGAGGAACUACAUCAAGGUGGAAGCCUGAAAGGCUCCGGGCCGUUUCGAGUUCAGUACUCCAGCAGAGACAGCUUUAAAGUGCUGGCCCGCAACUUGGGAGUUAUGGAUGACUUAAAGUCAGGGGUUCCCCGUGCCGGUUACAGGGGCGUAGUCAGCUUUAUUUCCCGCGGACGAAGAAUUUAUCUGGCUCCCCCUGAGGGCUGGACUAAAUAUGACACCAGCUGGAGCUGAGGAGGAUGAGCUUUGGACCACAAUAGACCAGAAAGAGAAAACUCACAACUAUUAUUACAAGUACAGGAGGAGAGAAACGCCCUCUCAAACCAAAGAAAACCGAGGCAGGGUGUGAUAGGUUGAGGAAAGGUUGCGAGUAUAAAAUAACUGCUGUUUUGUUAUGGAGGAACACCCAGGAAUGCUGGGAACAGCACAAAAGUUGAUGCAUCGUGUUUGCGCAGCAAUCAUGCAACAAUCUUCCCUCAGAGAAAACAGAGUUACGCUGCAAACAGCUCCUAUGCAGAAUCGCUCAUUCUGACAUGGAGAAAAAUGAUCUGAUUGUUUGUUUUUCCUUAUUUAAACGUACUGACCUUUAUGUUGAUUUCACAUCAAUCCAAAAGGCAUAUAAGAGGUUUUAUAUUUUAUCCUACCACAGUGUCUUUUGGGUGAAUCUCACGAUAACACUCAAUGGAAGAAAUUAUAUUUGCAUAUAUGCAGAAAAACUGACUUUUUUUUGUUUGUUUUUUACAUUUUCAUUGCAAAAUCAUUUUUUCCUUAAAUUAUCUUUAAGGAAUCUGACCAUUUUACAUUUUUUGUAAUUUUCAUUAUUCUCAGUGAUGAUUUUAAUUAUAACAGGAAUUACCGUAUAAUUAAUAUAUAGUAUUACUGUAAUAAUAUUUUAUUAUAUAUAUAUAUAUAUAUAUAUAUAUAUAAUUAAUAGUUUUAUUAUUAUGUGCUUAAUUUUAAUACAAUUUUUUGCUUAAAAAUGUGUUCUUGACCAGAGAUUCAGCCUUUUAAAGACCAAUCUGAGUGUUAAAAGCCCUUUUGCCAAGUUUUAUGAGUCCCUGACAUAAUUAUAAAAGAAGAUUGUGUAUAAUUGUUGUCUAAUUUGAUUGAUGCAUUCAUAUAAAAGUGCAGACUCCUUCAUUUGGCUUUUAUGUAGCACCGUUGAAUCUAUGAAGUUCAAGCUUGUUGCCAGAAAUUAUUCAAAGCUCGUGUAACGGACAUACCAAAACUCUGGACAGCAUCUCUUUUGUGCCAUUCUGUUGAAGUACUGUACUUGAACCUGUUUUUGUUUUAACUGCUCUUCCUCGACCGGGAGAGCUCUCAUUGCUUUUUAAAGAUGUUGUAGGUUUGUUGCAAAACCAGUGGUCAUAGAAAUCGCUUUAUAUGUUCUUACGGAUGAAAUGAAUGGAUUUCAGUAGGCCAGAGGAAACAUUUUAAUUAAAUGUACUGUAUCUAAAUGUUUGGGAGAGAAAUGAUCUGAUAGUAAUGCAUAUGCAGUAUGAAGAAGUGUGAAACCACUGCCUGACAUGUUUAUAACUUUAAUACAUUGAGAAUAAAACAGACUAUUUUGA